Spinacia oleracea (spinach) is the source of this 2962-nucleotide messenger RNA. RefSeq lists its product as uncharacterized. Gene Ontology annotation, molecular function: cysteine-type peptidase activity. Lineage: Eukaryota; Viridiplantae; Streptophyta; Magnoliopsida; Caryophyllales; Amaranthaceae. Gene Ontology annotation, biological process: proteolysis. The coding region runs from base 489 to 2552 and encodes 687 amino acids. The record is from RefSeq and is a predicted model, not a curated record. The transcript is spliced from 13 exons.
GGAAAAACAACAUACCUGAUUCGUGUGGUAUUAAUCACAAUUCGUGGCAGCAAAUUGAAGUGGCUAAGUGCUUUUCUCGGACUUGAAUCUUCCAGUACUCCUCGGUGUGGAGUCACGUAGAGGAGAGAGCUUCAUUCUGACUUAGGUUUUGCUCGACAAACAACCAACACUGCUUCACUCCCAAACGAAACCAAACACCAACACUGCUAGAGUCUCACCGGCGGCUUCACCCUGCCGUCGUUGCUUCACUGCCGCCUUCCGUGCCUUCCGCCGUUUCUUCACUGCGCUGCCCCUUCACUGCGCUGCACUUCACUGCUUCACUCCUUCUUGCUGUACUCCCUUUUUAGAGCCGCCGCCCACGGCCAAGGAAGUCGUCCACGCUGCCGCCCACUCACUCCUUCACGCCGCCGCCCACUCACUCCUUCACGCCGCCGCCCACUCAGCCGCCCUUGUUCAUUGUAGUCUCUCCUCUCUUAGUAGCGUCAGGCAUGGAUGAAGAUCAACACGCAAAUUCAGGUCCUUCUAACAAAUCACCAAAUCAAGUGCCCCAAAAGCAAAAAAAGAAGCCAAGAGGCCCUACAAAAGGAAUAAAAUCCAUGCCCGGGGUUCCAAGAAAAAUUGAAUGGGAUCACUUGGACCGACCCACAGGGAAAUGGGCAACGGAUUACAAGAAUCACAUUGGCGAGAUAAGUCGCGCAAAGGUUUCAAUAUUGAUCAGAACCUGGGAAGAUGUUUCACAAGGAAUAAAAGACACUUUGUGGGAAGACGUCAAGAGAGAAUUUCAUAUCACAGAUGAAACUAAGAAAGAAGUUGUCUUAAAGAGUUGUGAUAAGCGUUGGAGGGAAUUCAAAUCAAGAUUGACGACUGGUUGGAUUCGGGGUACAAGGAAAAGGCCAAAAGAUGAAAAGAUGCCAUAUGAUUUGUAUAGUUAUAUAACUAAGGAUAUAUGGAAGGAAUUUGUGAAGAUACGUACCUCCGAAGAAGCUGAGGAAAUAAGUGAGAAAGCAAGACAAAGUCAAUCUUUCAACAUAUAUCCUCAUCAUAUGGGACAGAAAUCAUAUGCUGAAAUGACAAGUGAAUGGCAGAGAAAAGGGUACAUUCCCUCAGUUUCUUCGUCAUCUGAAGGUUCCUCUGCGUCUACAAUUUCUUCAAGUUUGCCGAGUAGGACAUGUUUAUGGCUUCUUGCAAGAUCGAAACCAGAUGAGAAAGGAAAUCCUUACUUGCCGGAUGAGGGCACACAAAAAGAUGAAUGGAAAAGGAAACAAGAUGAAGGGGAAUUUGUUCCCAAAAGUGCACGAGAUGAUGUCUUAUCUCGUGCACUUGGUAAGACUAAAGAAGGGAGACCACUAACAUUUGGUGGUGGAGUAGGCAUCAAAGCUGUGUGGGGGACCGGAGAGCGGCGUAGCUUUCGACGGUAUGGAGAUGCGGAGAUGGAGGAAAUGGAAGCAAGAGUGACCAAAAGGGUCAAAGAUGAGACAAUACAAGAGAUGAACUCCAAGAUGGAUGCCAUGGUCAUGGAGAAAUUUAUCACAUUUGCUAAAGAACUUGGUGUCCAAAUACCAAGCCAUAUGAGGAUAGACGCAAAUGUUCAUAGUAGUUGUCGUUCCGGGGGUUUAGAUCCAUUUGCCGACAUUACGGAACCUGUCCCGUGCCAUCUAUACCUGAACAUAGGCUCGGAGAAAGUCUUUGUUGCCUAUGGUACCAUAUGUCCAGAGUUGCUCCUUGAUCACCACAACGACGUCACGUCCGAUAACGUGAAAGUGAGCGUUGAUGAUUUUGAGCCCGCGUACAAAGAAGCUCCCGUCCCCGUGCCUUCUCAAUAUAUUAAGAAACUUGCUCAAGCUCAUGGUACCUUCACUCAGUGGCCAAAACAUUUGGUGUCGCUUACGAAUGAGGAGGUAAACAAGCCUACAAGUAAAGAGCCUAAAGGGAAAGGGAACAAAGGGAAAGAGAUAGUGGUUGGGGGAAGUGGAACAAAAGCGUCCAACACUAAAUCAAAAACCUAUUUCCUUGAAAAUUAUAAAGUGCAAAAUUUGAGUGGUAAGUGCAAUGUGAUGAAAACUAUGAUGUUGGGAUUAAAAGAAGGGGAGCACGUUAAGGUACAUUGCACUAAAAGGACAUUCAAUAUGGAAAAGGACUUUGAAAUUAGUGUCACCGUUGAAGACACCGAUCAACUUCUCUCGGGAGCAUGGCUCAAUAUAUCAAUAAUACAAGUUUUUGCUACGGCUUUGAGUGAGUUGUGUUUUCACGAUGAUUGUCACCCCAAUAGUAUUGGAUUCAUGUGCCCGGAGAUGAUCUCGGCCACCAUGUUAAAGUCCGAUGCAGAUCGAAUUCUAUUGUACAUGACGAGGUCCAUGAGUGCACUUAGUUCUAAGACAUUCAUCUUAUGUCCAUACUACGAAAAGAGUCACUGGAUGCUUUUAGUUCUUUGCUUGUCUAAACGUGAGGUCUACAUAUUUGAUUCUCAACAGAAGAAGAGAAAUUUGAUGAUUAAGGAGCCACUAAACAAUGCUUUUCGGAGUUACAAGAGACUAGGUGGACAAUCUAAGUGAACUAAAUUAACAUGGAUUCCAGCACAGUGUGCUCAACAACCGGGAUCACUAGAUUGUGGCUACUACGUCAUGCGUUUUAUGUACGACAUAAUAAUGAAUCAUGGUAAUAGUCAAGAUCUUACUAAGGAUUUUUCAAGAACAUUGCCUUAUUCAGCGGAGGAGAUUAAUGAGGUGAAAGAUUUUUGGGCAGAUUACUUCAUGAACAAUGUCGAAUUUUUAGCUUAAUUUGUAAUAUGAACUUGAUCUCUAGCUAGCUACGUACCUUUGUUGUAAUAAUUUUAUGUUUGUUGUAACAUGUUGGUUGAUCGAUCUAUGACGAAUUUAAUUGCCUUUUAUUGGGAACGUUAAUUACGUUGUAAACUUUUGUGACAGGUAUUAAUUAUAAAUGUAUUCCCGGUAUUGGGAAUGAA